Messenger RNA from Aspergillus versicolor CBS 583.65, 438 nucleotides. RefSeq lists its product as uncharacterized. Bases 82 to 300 code for a protein of 72 amino acids. Lineage: Eukaryota; Fungi; Ascomycota; Eurotiomycetes; Eurotiales; Aspergillaceae. The transcript has a single exon. The record is from RefSeq and is a predicted model, not a curated record.
CCACAGCUGCUGUCCAAUGCAUCUCGCCCCCGCCUCCAGGUACCGUGGACCUGUCUGAAAACUGGAACGUUCAGUGGAGCCAUGUCAAGUAUGAUCCGCCUAAUACAUUUGGUGUAUGUUCUUCAGGGCAGUAAGCUGACGGCCAUCACCAGCACCGACCCUUCCCAACUUUGUGUCUAUCUCUCCAACUUCCAGCUGGCUCAGAAUCCCCACACAAUCCGCGUCGCCGGUCCAGUGAAUACUAACAAUGGCGGAACAACUGUUUCUGGAUCCUGCAACUUGGGGGUCGUAGACAGGUGAGUAACUGUUUUCCCUACGUACUAGAACAGCACUAACUCAUCCGCAUUUUUAGUCCGUACAGGGUCCGACUUUCCCAAUGUGGAAGUCCAGAUACGAUCUACUCCGAGUGCAACCAGAUGGAAGUCUCGCAAGACUCCU